GAGACUGCGGCGGCGGCAACAGCUAGUAGAAGCCCAAUGUGGCAGAGGGGCCGCCGCCACCGACAGGGAGACGGAGGGACCGCGAGCCAAGCGCUGGGGACGCCGCCGCCACCAGCAGUCCUCUUGCCUGCCUCGCAGCCCUCCUAGACACGCUGCUCGCCUACGGAUCCUACCCUCCCAACUCUUGCAAGCACUCACUCCGCUGGUCGCCCACUGAUCCCCCUUCCCCAUAGGCUCACAGGGGAGGCAGCAGCAAGCAGGCAUGAAGACCCCCAACGCACAGGAGGCCAAAGGGCAACAAACUAGGGCAGCUGUGGGACGGGCCACUGGGUCUGCAAACUUGACAAAGAAAAAAGCCCCCCAAAAGAAGCAGCGGGGCAGACCUUCGUCCCAGCCCCGCAGGAACAUCGUGGGCUGCAGAAUUUCUCACGGAUGGAAAGAAGGAGAUGAGCCUGUCACCCAGUGGAAAGGAACCGUUCUGGAUCAGGUGCCUAUAAAUCCCUCUCUUUAUCUGGUGAAAUAUGAUGGAAUUGACUGUGUCUACGGACUGGAACUUCACAGAGAUGAAAGGGUUUUGUCUCUUAAAAUUCUUUCCGACAGGGUGGCAUCAUCUCAAGUUAGCGAUGCCAACCUUGCAAAUACCAUAAUUGGCAAAGCAGUGGAACAUAUGUUUGAGGGUGAGCAUGGUUCUAAGGAUGAAUGGAGGGGGAUGGUCUUAGCCCAAGCACCUAUCAUGAAAGCCUGGUUUUAUAUUACCUAUGAGAAAGAUCCUGUCUUGUACAUGUACCAGCUUCUAGAUGACUAUAAAGAAGGUGACCUCCGCCUUAUGCCAGAAUCCAGUGAGUCUCCUCCAGCAGAGAGGGAGCCAGGAGGAGUUGUAGAUGGCCUGAUAGGUAAGCAUGUGGAGUACACCAAAGAAGAUGGCUCCAAAAGGAUCGGCAUGGUCAUUCACCAAGUGGAAGCCAAACCCUCUGUGUAUUUCAUCAAGUUUGAUGAUGAUUUCCAUAUCUAUGUCUAUGAUUUGGUGAAAAAGUCCUAACUGUUAGGGUAAAAUUUGCCACAUUUGUGGAAACAAAUGUAUACUUUGUCGACACACAAAAAAUGUUGCUUUUCAGUGUAUUGAAAACUUGAGGGUCCCUGAUAACCCAACAUCUUUGCCAGCAUAACUGUUGUUUUGUUCUAAAAAAUACAAAUUUAUGUGGACAUGA
Propithecus coquereli (Coquerel's sifaka) is the source of this 1208-nucleotide messenger RNA. Its product is annotated as spindlin-2B. The record is from RefSeq and is a predicted model, not a curated record. Gene Ontology annotation, biological process: gamete generation; regulation of DNA-templated transcription. The coding region runs from base 263 to 1039 and encodes 258 amino acids. Gene Ontology annotation, cellular component: nucleoplasm; cytosol. The transcript has 2 exons. NCBI's taxonomy places the organism in Eukaryota, Metazoa, Chordata, Mammalia, Primates, Indriidae.